GCAUACCAAUUUCACCAACACCAUCAAUUAGAACCAUAACCUCAAUAUCGUCAUUUUCAUCGAUUAGAACUGCAGAGCCGGCUCCUGCUGAUUCGUUUGUAAUGAUUUCCAAGGCUGACACACGUUCAACCUUUGAAACCUAUGAAUCUCUAUUAAGCGCCUCAAAAAACUACAGAAAUCAAAUGAUUGCCCUUUCACAAGCUGCUGCUAGUUUUGGUCAAGCAUUAGAAAGAACCGCUCGUUGUAAAGGCGCAGAUGAAGCUGGUCCUGGGUUACAAGCUGCCGCCGGUUUACAUUACCUAAUUGAAAACCGUUCAUCACCACUAAAAAUAAAUAGACCAAACUUUGUUUCAAACAUUAGUGAUCUUGCAUCGCUUUCACCAAAUUCUGGCAAUCCUUCCGACAACGAAGAUGAUGGUACCACUGUAAACAAUCAUCAUUUUUUAAAUAUUUCUGGUGAUUCUGAUUUAUUCGUUAGUAAAAGUUUUAAUUUCGAUUCAGAGGAAAAUGGUAGUUUGGCCAACAGUUUUCACGAUGUCGUAGAUGGAAAUAUGGAAGAUAAGGAUUGUGAUGAGAAUGAUAAUACACCAAAUCAAGCUUUCUUAUGUGUUAAUAACAACAAGGUUGUUGUUGAUAAAGAAGAAAAAUCAUCACAACAAUCAUUUUUAUCAAAUACAGACACUAAACCAUUAUUUGG
Entrophospora sp. SA101 is the source of this 697-nucleotide messenger RNA. The record is from the annotation of a GenBank genome assembly. Lineage: Eukaryota; Fungi; Glomeromycota; Glomeromycetes; Entrophosporales; Entrophosporaceae.